Molecule: messenger RNA, 1987 nt
Organism: Liolophura sinensis
Lineage: Eukaryota; Metazoa; Mollusca; Polyplacophora; Chitonida; Chitonidae
Product: von Willebrand factor C domain-containing protein 2-like
Exons: 3
Coding region: 11-703 (230 amino acids)
Biological process (GO): negative regulation of BMP signaling pathway
Cellular component (GO): AMPA glutamate receptor complex
Molecular function (GO): protein binding
Source: RefSeq, a predicted model, not a curated record
AGGUAGCAAAAUGAGUGGAGCAAAAACUUCCAUCUUACUGGUACUUCUGGUUUACCAGUGUCCAACUGUCAUGCUUGGGCGAGACUGUACUUGGUUAUAUGAGGAUGUCAGGGCCGGACAGGAAUUUUAUCCCACACCAUGUGUACGCUGCAAUUGCUCAGAGACGGGGAUGGUCACGUGUACUUCACUAUGCGAGCUGCCAACAUGUGUUGAUCAAAUAACAAGAGAAGGAGAGUGUUGUCCAAUCUGUCCCAAUGGCCCUAAUUGCUAUGUGGGAGAUAAAAUAAUUCCUGCUGGAAAAGCUGUUAAGAUAGACCGCAAGGUGUGUAGGUGCCCAGACCCUUGGCCUGGUGACGGAUAUUUGCAUACGAUAGCCGAUUGUCGGCCAGACGGUUGUUUCUAUGAGAAUGGUUCAUUCUAUCGCUCUGGAGAACACUUCGAACCGUCACCGUGUAAGUUUUGUACUUGUCCGCUAGAAGGAGGGGAGGUUAUAUGUUACGAGACCACUUCCUGUUUCGAACCAUGUGUGGACGGUGUAACGCAUCCAGAUAAGUGCUGUCCCUCAUGCCCCAAUGGUUACAACUGCUAUUACGGCGAUGAGAUUGUCCCAGGUCUACCUGGUGACAAGUUUGAGCGGGAUGGUAAGACUUGCCAGUGUCCGAAAAAGUUCUGGCAGUCGUCACAAGCCGAGUGCGUUGAUUAACCAAUAUUACCUGCAAGAGCAAAGAAAUAGUAAACAAUCUGUUCUUGGAAAAACCGAUUUCCCUUCUUGCCCAAUCUUUUCAGACAGGUCUUGGGCCAUUUUCAUAAAUCGCAAGUUGUAUUUCUCGUAAACUGUGUCGGAAAACACGUUGUCAUAAGACGAAGUAAUACGAACAAUGUUACGCAAGAUCCAUUAUGAUAAUAUGGGCCCUUGUGUGUAUGUGGGGUUUUGCUGAUGCAAAGGGUAUACAGAAGAAUACCAAAGAAAGCAAAACCUGUUCUGAAUUUUCUGUCGUACGUCUUAUAGUACCAAAAACGAAUAAGUAGAUGAGCUGAUUACAGUAGUGUUUGGCAGUUGACAAAUAAACUUAAACAGUUCAUACUUGACAUAUAUACGUCGCAAGGUCUACAAUUUUGUGCCAUCAAAUAUCUGCUAUUUAUUGUCGCAGAUUUUCUUCCAUCGGUGGCCUUUGCGGAAUUGAUAAUUCACCUACAAAAUGAGUUCUUACUAGAUAAUAAAAAUAAACAAAGGUGGUACACUGGCUGCAGAUCCAUGAUCUGGUGUCCCGGAUUUCCUUCCUUCGGUCAUUUUUACAGAAAAGCCAAUUAAACUGCCAACUGAGUAUCAGUUGCUAACUGCAAAUGAAUAGUCCUACAUGUAAGAAAACGUACACCAUCAGAACGUCCACAAUCUGGUGCAACGGCUUUCUUUCCAUAAUCUGAUGGCGCUUACCAAAUUACUGCACGUGGGUGACAUACUACAUGACUAACACGUAUAGAAGAUCCACAUUUAGGUAUCAAAGAUCAUCUUCCUUCGUCUGUUGGCCAUCGUGGAAGUGCUAGUUGGAAAUAGACACAUGUAAAAAAUGUGGCAUCAAAGCUGCUUAAUGACGUGCUGAAGGGUGAAGAGAUACAGACAGUUCAUAUUUUGGUAUAGGAACACCGUAUCACAGUGGCUAUCAGUCGGCAGUGUUCAGAGUUCAUACCUAUUACCAGCAUGCGCCGUCAAAAGGUCUGCAAUCCAGCCCCCGAAUAAAGAUUUUUCUCAGGCGUUAGGUGGGUACGGGGGUAUAUAUACAAUGUAUUUUUAUAUAAAAAAAUUUAACCUUAUUUUAUCUAAACAUAAAUGCAGAUUGGGGUUUUAUUGGGGCUACUCUUUACCCACAGAGAAUUUGAUUAACUUGGAUCAUCCCUGUUUAUAGCCCACACGUGGAAUGCAACAAUUUAAGCAUAAAAUGGGUCUAUCAUCAAAGACCACAUAAAAAAUAAAACAUAUGCCAAACGA